UGUUUUAAUUAUGAAAGAAGUUAUUAGGAGACAGAUUUUACCCUUUUAUUUCGCCUUAUGUUGUUUUAUUGCGCCUUUUAACCUCAAAUGAUUUUUUUCGUGAAGACGUCAUAUUCGUGAUAAGUAGAGAAGAUCGGUAGCUAGCUGUGUACACGUGAUCAAACUAAAGCAGAAUGCAGGACGUAGAUUCUCUGAACCUGGUGAUGAUUCUGGGCUCGCUGAGGGAGGGAAGAAACGGAGAGAGGGUUGCCAGAUAUGUUUCGGAACAGCUAGCAAAGCGGGGACACAGAGUACACAUUCUAGAUCCACAGGAGAUUAAGUUACCCCUCCUCACAGUUCCUUUUCACUUCCGAAAGGCAGAAGAUAUGCCCACCCUGCUGGCGGAGACAAACAGGAAAAUUAAAGAGGCAGAUGGAAUAGUGCUAGUUUCCCCUGAGAAUAAUAGGGCAGCUCCCCCAGCCAUCACUAACUUCAUUGACCACUUCCCACCCACGAGUUAUAAGUGCAAACCUACCGGUGUAGUCACUUACUCGACAGGAAUCUACUCUGGCAUAGUAUGUGCUCAACAGUUGGUGACGAUGAUGACAGAACUGGGCUCCCCCGUCAUCCCCACCCCAGUGUGCAUUCCCACAGUGCACGAGAGCAUGGACCCCGCGGGCAGAACAAACAAUGAACACAUCGUGAACAACGUCGCCAAAAUGAUCAAAGGCAUUGAAUGGUACGGAGACGCCAUGCGCUCCCAGAGAAAGAAGUUUGGACUACUUUGAAACUUGUAAUG
Molecule: messenger RNA, 778 nt
Organism: Symsagittifera roscoffensis
Lineage: Eukaryota; Metazoa; Xenacoelomorpha; Acoela; Convolutidae
Product: quinone reductase-like
Exons: 4
Coding region: 174-767 (197 amino acids)
Cellular component (GO): cytosol
Molecular function (GO): oxidoreductase activity; FMN binding
Source: RefSeq, a predicted model, not a curated record